UUCCUCUUCGUCAGCCUCCUUCGCCAUAUUGGGUAACUGAAAAAAAAAGCCAGUUUUUUUUCCGCCUUACUAGAGUCAGUUUUGACGAGAGAUAGGUUGUAAACUGUUGUUGUUGUUGGCGUUUUUGUUGUGGUUCUGUGCUUUGCAGCCUUCUGAAGAAUUGCACGACACUGUUAAAUCGUGUAACCUUGCAAUUCUGCUGUUUGUGGGGCUUCGGACGAUUUGCAGCGAGAGGGGGUACGAAGGGAAAAAAAAUGUCAAACGUACGCAUUUCUAAUGGUAGCCCUUCGCUGGAGAGAAUGGCAGCUCAGCAAGCAGGGCACCCGAAACCUUCAGCCUGCAGAAACCUGUUCGGUCCCGUAAACCACGACGAGUUAAACCGAGACUUACAAAAGAAACAGAGGGAGAUUCGGGAGCAGGACAGGCGGAGGUGGAAUUACGACUUCGAGAGGGACAAGCCGCUGGAUGGGAAUUACAAAUGGGAAGCCGUGGAUUGCAAGGAUGUGCCUCAUUUUUACUGGCGUCCUCCCAGGGAGCAAGUGUCAUCGGCGGAUUGCAGUGUGGAUGUGAACGGGAACCAUGCGAUAGUUUAUGUAGGAACUCUGGCUCAGGGAAAUUCAGGGGACACACACUUAGCGAAUUCAGAGCAAAAGGACGUGGUUAAAGAGACAACUGAACAUUUCACAGACUCAAAAGAGCAGUGCUGUAGUCCCCGAAAACGAGCUGCGUCAGUCGAUGGCUUUCCAGACGCCAAAAGAAUCAACACAAAGACGGAGACAGACUGGUCAGCAAAUUCUCCCAGUAUGAGUGCAUUAGAGAAGACACCGAAAAAAUCGAUUUCGAGUGGACAUCAAACAUAAAACAAAAGUCACAAGAUAUGAAGAUCCUUUUUUCCUUGUUCAUCUAUGGCAGUGCUUGAUGAAGUGAGGACGAUCUCCUCAGAGACAGACAUAUCGUUAUCUCUCCCCGUGAGGAGAGCCCAGGCACUGAACUUGUGAACACUAAACCGCCUAUUUUAGAGUGGAUAUAGCGCUGUGCAAUUAGGUUCUUCCUUAUCACUUGGCUGAUUUUACUACCUGUGUAUAUAGUUUUUUUUGUAGCACAUAAACCAUUUUUGGUGGGGGGAAGGGGAGGAGGAGGGCAACUUAAAAUCCAGAAUUUAGAAAAUGUAUGACUUGAACAGUAGCAGUGUAAUUUUCCAAUGCAGUUUCUAAACUGCCAAGCUACAAUACCUGUGUAUUGUAUGUUUAAAAAAUAAAAAAAAUCUAAAAUGUACCUGUGUACAUAACUUUGUAAAGACACUGAGAAAUUAUACUAACUUAUUUAUGUUAAAAAGAAUUGUUUUUUUUGGAAUCUAGAAGAUAAUUUUCCGUUAAGCCAAAGUGGCGUUUUUCAUGUGCAUUUGUAAAUGCUUUAUGUAGAUUUUCCCUUCUGUUUUUGCCUGUCAUAAUAUAAGGCUAUGCUUGAAAGAGAGAGCAUCCUGAGCCAGACUUGUAUUCUGCCUUAAUAUUGGUUAUAUUUCUCAUUUUUGUUUUGUAACGUGUGAAGAGAUGCUGACUUUUGUCUAGCAUCCUGAAAUGAAAUAAAGAAAACCGUACAAUA
Messenger RNA from Carcharodon carcharias (great white shark), 1602 nucleotides. It is a transcript of the gene cdkn1bb, whose product is annotated as cyclin-dependent kinase inhibitor 1Bb. Lineage: Eukaryota; Metazoa; Chordata; Chondrichthyes; Lamniformes; Lamnidae. The record is from RefSeq and is a predicted model, not a curated record. The coding region runs from base 255 to 860 and encodes 201 amino acids. The transcript is spliced from 3 exons. Gene Ontology annotation, cellular component: cytoplasm; nucleus. Gene Ontology annotation, molecular function: protein-folding chaperone binding; cyclin-dependent protein serine/threonine kinase inhibitor activity. Gene Ontology annotation, biological process: negative regulation of cell population proliferation; G1/S transition of mitotic cell cycle; regulation of cell cycle.